GCCAAUGAAGAGCGAGUGUUUAGUUUACUUGGUGUUCGCUGUGUUCGUCGGUGAGAACGGAGCUUGUGCGGAAUUGUUAAAAAACAGUUAACUGAAACGGCCCCAGAAACCGAGUACACAUUAUGUUAUGUAACAAUUGCUCCUUACUCUAUUUUUAAAAAGCGUAAUAAUUUGGGAUUCUAGGUUAUGUUGGGGAUGAGAGGCAAGUGGGACUGUAGCGAAAAGGAUGACAGGGUAAAUUAUUUUAAAACUAUGCCAUUGUCGUGUGUCGAUUACCAAUGAUGGUGGAGUAGCUUGCAGCUUAUGCUGCAGUUCGUACUCCUUGCAUUCAGAGAAUGAGUUUUCUCCUAGACUUUGUGAGAAAUACUGUCAUUAAGAUGCUGGAAUUGUUUUGGUUUGGUAAACGUAAAUUGUCAAACUGCCUCAAUAUUUAUGUCAAAACCAAUACGGGUAAGACACUGUCUAUAGAACUGGAUCCAAAGUGGGACAUCAAAAACGUAAAGGAGAUCAUCGCGGGUCGAAUGGGCAUUUCGCCAAGGGACAUAAAAAUUAUAUUUGCUGGGAAAGAGCUGCACGACUCAAUAAUCAUAGAGGAAUGCGACUUAGGGCAGCAGAGCAUUUUGCAUGCUAUUCGGACUCCAGCAAAUCGUCGUAAAUCAGGUAGAGAAGGUCCUUAUGCCGAUGUCAUAGAAGAGUCGUCAGAGGGGUCAGAGUUCAAUGACAGUGGAAGUAAGCCAUUGAAUGAAACGCUGACCGACUUAUCCUUAGAUGAGUCAAUGAUCGAAGAAUCUACAAAACAACAAGAGCAGCAAGGAGGUCGAGCCCAUUUCUACGUAUAUUGCUCUACUCCGUGUAAGUCCAUGGAAGCAGGAAAACUAAGAGUGAGAUGCUCUUCCUGUGGUAGUGGAGCAGUCACGGUCGACAGGGAUCCUCAGUGUUGGCCAGAUGUCCUGCUGCCAAACAGAAUCACCGUUCACUGUGAAAAUGAUUUUUGCACUCUCCCACUCUCGGAUCGAUUCUCUGAGGAAACCUCUUCUCAAGUGCACUUUGCGCAGUUCUAUUUCAAAUGUGCAAACCAUGCCAGCCUUGGGGAGAAGGAUGAGGCUGUGCCAUUGUACCUAGUACGACCUAAUCUUAGAAAGGUACCCUGUCUAGCCUGCACUUAUACCAGAGACACAGUGUUGGUAUUUCCAUGCGAAGCUGGUCAUGUGACGUGUCUGGAUUGCUUUCGGGACUACUGUUCGAUUCGCUUGAGGGAACGUCAAUUCCAGUUUGACGAUGUCCGUGGCUUUUAUACUUUGCCGUGUCCUGCAGGCUGUCCUGAUUCCUUUAUUCCUGAGGUUCAUCACUUUCAUCUCCUACCUGCACAACAGUAUGACAUGUACCAACGUUUUGGUACCGAAGAGUACGUUCUACGUUCUGGAGGACUCCUUUGUCCGCAGCCCAAUUGCGGCAUGGGAAUCAUACCACCAUCAAUGGAUGAAGAGAACGAAGAGAAGUGUCGAAAGAUUCAGUGCAUAGGUGGUUGUGGAUAUGUCUUCUGCAGAAAGUGUUUACAAGGUUUUCAUGUUGGAGACUGCGAGACACAACAACAAUUGUACUUCGGUUCUAAUUCAGGGUCUGCAGGAUAUGCCAUAGAUCCUGCGAAAGCUAAAGAUGCUAAGUGGGACGAAGACACCAAAAAGACAAUACAGACAUCGACUAAACCGUGCCCUAAGUGUAGGACUCCUACGGAACGAGAUGGAGGGUGUAUGCACAUGGUUUGCACUCGCGCUGGCUGCGGCUACCAAUGGUGCUGGGUGUGCCAGACCCAGUGGACCCGAGAGUGUAUGGGGAACCAUUGGUUCGGUUGAUCGGUCUUCCUCUACUGUGAUUCUUAUCAAGUUAAGCAUAAGUAUAGCGUCAGAAAUUCGAACACGUCGCGAUUAAUUAACCUUUAUUUAAAAGUUAAUUAUGUGAGUAUACGUAUAAUUAAUUCAAGAGUGGAGACGUGAAAAAAAAAUGGAUCUUCCCGUUAUUUUUCAGCCAGAAUAGCAGUGAUAUUCCCAUUAAAAUAUGUAAAUAAAAUUUUGGAUUCCACCGUUUAAA
Orussus abietinus is the source of this 2088-nucleotide messenger RNA. RefSeq names its product E3 ubiquitin-protein ligase parkin (gene park). Bases 336 to 1853 code for a protein of 505 amino acids. Gene Ontology annotation, molecular function: ubiquitin protein ligase activity; ubiquitin conjugating enzyme binding; zinc ion binding. NCBI's taxonomy places the organism in Eukaryota, Metazoa, Arthropoda, Insecta, Hymenoptera, Orussidae. The record is from RefSeq and is a predicted model, not a curated record. Gene Ontology annotation, cellular component: ubiquitin ligase complex; cytosol; mitochondrion. Gene Ontology annotation, biological process: regulation of cellular response to oxidative stress; negative regulation of protein phosphorylation; autophagy of mitochondrion. The transcript is spliced from 10 exons.